AUGCGAGUCGAUAUCGAAGAAAACUGUAAAGUGCGCUUAGCUUUUAAGCUCGGACCCGUAUCUGACAGGACAACCGAACUUGGAAUGGAACAAUACUGGAUAGCACCCAUGCCUUCCCAAGAACGACGUUCGGAUGCCGCCAAAUACAUUCGAGAAGAAUGGAAAAUGCCAUCGUCAUAUUUCUAUGGAACAAACGAUGUUGGCUUUUCGGACGAUCCUGUCACAGGAAAUACAACCGAACCAGCCCUGGAUAUCCUUUAUCGAAAUGGAUCCUUUACUCCAAGCGGGUCUAUGCAAGAAGGCGGCCAAGAAGGAGGAUGUAUUUUUUAUUCAGAACCUUUUGGAGACCAUGCCUUUGAGAGAGCUUUAUUGAGUUAUGAUAUUGCAUUUCAAGAAAACUUUGACUGGGUCAAGGGCGGAAAAUUGCCUGGUUUAUUUGGUGGUGAAGGAAAUAAUCAAUGCUCCGGUGGUUCUGAUGCUAAUGGUGAAAACUGUUUUUCUCUGAGACCCAUGUGGCGUGCCAAAGGUGCUGGAGAGAUAUAUGCAUAUGUUCAGACAUCUCCUGAUUUUUGCAAUUCAAAAGACACAAUUCAAUGCGCUAACAACUAUGGUGUAUCAAUGUCAAGAGGAUCCAUCAAGUUUACUGCAAACAAAUGGUCCAAGCUUGAAAUCUAUUCACAAAUGAACAGUCCUGUCAAUGAGACAAAUGGUGUCCUCAAAGUGUGGCAAGAUGGAAAGGUCGUGAUGAACUAUGAGAAUAUCAACUAUCGUUCCGUCGAUUCACUCGCCCUGACAAGAAUCUAUUUCAACACAUUCUUUGGUGGAAACUCUGAAAAAUUCGCAGCAACCUCAGAUAGUCACAUCUACUUUAAGAAUCUAGAGUACAGUGUUGGAAAACGAGCAGUGGCCUAUGAACCAACCGUAGAAUCAAAAUCCUCAGUCGUUUCAAUCUCCUGGAUUGUCUUUGGUGUUUCUAUUGCACUUGGUUUAUUUUUAAUAUAG
Messenger RNA from Phycomyces blakesleeanus NRRL 1555(-), 1002 nucleotides. Its product is annotated as polysaccharide lyase family 14 protein. The coding region runs from base 1 to 1002 and encodes 333 amino acids. The record is from RefSeq and is a predicted model, not a curated record. The transcript is spliced from 4 exons. Lineage: Eukaryota; Fungi; Mucoromycota; Mucoromycetes; Mucorales; Phycomycetaceae.